AUGGCUUCCGGGCGGAUCACCACAUUCACAAACACGUUCCUUGUCGCCAAUCAUGAGCACGGAGGGCCUGUCCUCAAGGUCGUGGGACCGCAGGAGACACGCAAGAAGAGGCCGCAUCGGUGUGACGAGGGAGAUCCGUGCAGGAACUGCGUCAAGCGAAAGGAGACAUGCGUCCGUCUUAACCCGGUAUCGACCAGUGAGGGGGUUUCGAGACACGCCGCCGUUGGCCUCUCCGCCCUUACGAGGGUAGCCUGGUGUCCGCUCUCCGAGCCCGAGUGCCGGCCCAUCAAUCUGCUGCACAUGGAACUGCUGCACCAUUUUGAGCGCUACAGCAUCCCCACGCUGCCGUUCCAGGAAGUGUGGCCGAGGAUGCUGCCGCUCGCCUUCCAGGGCGCGGCACACCGCCCACCGCACAACGCCCCACGUGAUCGCCCAGCCGCGAGAACGCGCUCCAUCCCCCCCAUCCCCACCCCCCCAAUCUCGCCCCCGCAAGAACCACUCGACCUCUCCCUCGACCGGCUCUACUUCCUCUCCACCGGCGUGCGCCAAAUCUUCUUCAUGGCCUGGCCGCUCUUCCAGUCCGCCCAGUCCGCCUUCACCCGCGCCGGGCUGCUCCAGCCGUGUGUGGCGCUCGAGGACGCCGUCGACGCGCGCGGGCUGAACUGGCGGCGGUGGUUGCGCGCGUUUAUGGAGGUGUAUGAUAAUAGGAGGUAUAGGGGGGUUUUGGGGAGGGGAGGGGGUGGGAAUGCGGGGUGUGGGUGUGGGUGUGGGUAUGGCGGUGGGGGAUGGUGUGGUGGGAGUGGCUGUGGUGCCGGUUUUGACGGGGCCGGCAUGGGCGGCGUCAGCAGCAACCCGACGAGCUACCUGGGGGGCUUGCGCAACACUAGCCUCACACCCACGGACGCGUCGCCGUAUAGGAUCAUGACGCUGUGGCAGAGCCAAAAGGAGGGGGAGAUGUAUCUCCAAAACGGCGGGGCCUAUGACGAGGCCCUGGUCAGGACGGCGUACAAGAGACUGGCGACGAGGGUUUCGAUUGCUUUGGCGUUUGUGAUGGACGGUGGGAAUCGUGGGGGUCCGGGGUCUCAAAUAGGAGGGUAUGGCGGCGGUGGUCACUGCCAGACGGAUGUGAAGAGCAGUGACCUGGUGCGGUAUGUGACCACCUUCCCCAUGAUGUGCUUCGGCCCGCUGCUGUCCAUGAUAUCGAGCGGGGACUCUCGGAUGCUGGUUUUGUUGUUUCACAUCUAUCGUGUUACGGGUGCCUUAUUGCCCGACGGCAGAUAUUGGUGGUGCAAGAAGCGGGUAGAAGUAAUGGGCGAGGCAAUAGGACGUGAGCUACGGAGUCGGGGGUUGGAGGUGUGUUUGCGACGGCAGGGCGAGUUUAUUUAG
Messenger RNA from Chaetomium globosum CBS 148.51, 1386 nucleotides. RefSeq lists its product as uncharacterized. The transcript has 4 exons. The record is from RefSeq and is a predicted model, not a curated record. Gene Ontology annotation, biological process: regulation of DNA-templated transcription. Gene Ontology annotation, molecular function: zinc ion binding; DNA-binding transcription factor activity, RNA polymerase II-specific. NCBI's taxonomy places the organism in Eukaryota, Fungi, Ascomycota, Sordariomycetes, Sordariales, Chaetomiaceae. Bases 1 to 1386 code for a protein of 461 amino acids.